UGGGAAACCUGUCUGUGCUUAUAUGAUAACUGGACUUAGCGAGCUAUCCCUUGACUCUGACUCUACGCGUUACAAACAGUUUCUGUCACACAAACAUUAGGCUGACUUGCUCUGUCCACUCUGUUUCCACAAGAAAAAGCAAAGAAAUAAUGUUGGCCAAGAUUCUUAAUCUUGUGUACAGAAGAGAAAUUGGUUCUGUAUGGAGAAGUGUAAGUACACAUGCUAGUCAAAGGCUUGACAUUGCUGGGAUUUAUCCUCCCAUUGCCACUCCAUUUACACAGGAUGGAAAUGUGGAUUAUCAAAGCCUUGAUAAAAAUCUACAAAAAUAUGGCAGUAUACCUUUCAGAGGUCUUGUGGUCCAGGGAUCUAAUGGAGAAUAUCCAUACCUAACAACCGAAGAGCGUAUAGAUAUUGUAAGAAGAGUUAGAGAAACUUUGCCUACAUCAAAGAUAGUGAUGGCUGGAUCUGGCUGUGAAUCCACAAGAGAGACAAUCAAAAUGAGUGAGAGUAUGGCCAGUGCAGGUGCUGAUUGUGUGUUGGUAGUGACACCAUGUUUUUAUCAUGGAAGAAUGAAUAGCAGUGCUCUCAUUCACCACUAUACACAGGUAGCAGAUUCCAGUCCAAUACCCAUCAUUCUGUAUAACGUGCCAGCCAACACUUUUCUGGAUCUUCCUCUUGAUGCAGUGGUACAGUUAUCCCAGCAUCCAAAUAUAAUCGGCAUCAAAGAUAGUGGUGGAGAUAUUACAAGAAUAGGUCUGAUUGUAUACAAAACAAGAUCACAGGAUUUCCAGGUGUUGGCAGGAUCUGCUGGAUUCCUUAUGGCUGCCUAUUCAGUAGGUGCUGCUGGGGGUGUGUGUGCUUUAGCAAAUGUUUUGGGUAAACAGAUCUGUGAGCUAGCACAGCUUUGUACAUCUGGACAAUGGGACAAAGCCAAAGAACUCCAGUACCGCUUAAUUGAACCAAACACUGCAGUCACAAGAAAAUUUGGUGCUGCCCUAAAACAAGCAAUGGAGUGGUUUGGAUACCAAGGUGGUGUAUGCCGCUCCCCUCUGCAACCUUUGUCAAAGAUGGAGUUAGAAAAUCUUCAAGCAGACUUCUCCUCAAAUGGAUGGCUGUAGAUGCACUUCAGAUCACUAAUGUCUUAUUAAUCAAGUUCUAGACAUAUUGUAUUCGCUAAUGUUUCAGUUGAAAUGUUUGAAAAAUAUUUCUUCAACUGCCAUUGAGUUUCCCAGAGAUCAAAUGCUAAUGCUGAGUUUCUAGCACUUGGUGGGUAAAUUAAGUUAAAUUAAUAUAAUCUUCAACCACCCGUGACACUUUCUUGGGUUUGAGUGAGCACAAGAAAAUGGGCAGCACAUUUGUAACACUUUUGAGUGAAGUGUUUUGAGGUCUCACUCUAAUAAACAGCUUCUUUUUCCCCUCUUG
Molecule: messenger RNA, 1422 nt
Organism: Silurus meridionalis
Lineage: Eukaryota; Metazoa; Chordata; Actinopteri; Siluriformes; Siluridae
Gene: hoga1
Product: 4-hydroxy-2-oxoglutarate aldolase 1
Biological process (GO): N-acetylneuraminate catabolic process
Molecular function (GO): 4-hydroxy-tetrahydrodipicolinate synthase activity; N-acetylneuraminate lyase activity
Source: RefSeq, a predicted model, not a curated record